AUGUUGUCCAACAGAUUACAAUUUGUGCAGCAAGCUGCUAGAAGAUUGAGUAUUUCAGCCAAGGAUGGUUCUGGUAAGGUUUCCACUCUGGCUGUGAAGGUGCAUGGUGGUGCCCGUUACGCUGACAAGGAAGGUGUUGCACACCUUUUGUCUAGAUUCAACUUCCACAACACUGGUAACAAGUCUGCUUUGAGAUUGGUUAGAGAGAGUGAGUUGUUGGGUGGUAAGUUCGAAUCCACCGUCGACAGAGAAUACAUUACUUUGAAGGCUACUUUCUUGAAGGAAGACUUGCCAUACUUUGUUAACGCUUUGGGUAACGUCUUGUACAAGACCAGCUUCAGACCACACGAAUUGCCAGAAUCUGUGUUGCCAGCUGCCAAGUACGAUGUUGCUUUGGCUGAAGCCAACCCAGUCAACAAGGCUGAAGAAUUGCUAUACGACGUUGUCUUCAGAAAGGACUUGGGUAAGCCAGUCUUGUACAACGGUGUUGAAAACGUCACCUUGGAAGACAUUAAGGCUUACGCUGACAAGGUCUACACCAAGGAAAACAUUGAAAUCAUCGGUGAAGGUGUCAACGAAGCUGACUUGAAGAGAUUCGUCAACGACUCCUUGAUCAACUCUUUGCCAACCGGUUCCAAGUUGGCCUCCCAAGCUCAACCAAAGUUCUUCUCUGGUGAAGCUAGAGUGAGAGCCCCAGGUGCCUCCGUUGCUGCUAUUGCUGUUCCAGUCACCAAGGAAGAAUUGGCUACCUACGAAGUCUUGGCUAAGUACGUCACCUCUUCUUUGUUCGAAUUGGCCCCAUUGGUCGACUCUGCUAAACUAGACAAGUACGCUAACGCUGGUUUGUUCGCUUUGUACGUCAAGGGUGAAGAUGCUGCUGUCGUUGGUGAAAACAUAAAGAAGGUUGUCGCCGCCUUGAAGAAGGAUGUCGACCUUUCGGUUGCUAAGGAAUACGCCGCUUUGCAAUUGGCUUUGGAAAACGCUUCUGCCGAUGUUUCCAACGUUAAGAGUGUCAAGUUGGGCAAGUUCUCUUACGCUGCUGUCGGUAACGUCGCUAAGCUACCUUUUGCUGAUGAAUUGUAA
This is a messenger RNA of Kluyveromyces marxianus DMKU3-1042, 1083 nucleotides long. RefSeq names its product ubiquinol--cytochrome-c reductase subunit 2 (gene QCR2). Gene Ontology annotation, cellular component: mitochondrion. The transcript has a single exon. Bases 1 to 1083 code for a protein of 360 amino acids. The record is from RefSeq and is a predicted model, not a curated record. NCBI's taxonomy places the organism in Eukaryota, Fungi, Ascomycota, Saccharomycetes, Saccharomycetales, Saccharomycetaceae. Gene Ontology annotation, molecular function: metal ion binding.